Molecule: messenger RNA, 3480 nt
Organism: Chelonia mydas (Green sea turtle)
Lineage: Eukaryota; Metazoa; Chordata; Testudines; Cheloniidae
Exons: 10
Coding region: 1105-2655 (516 amino acids)
Source: RefSeq, a predicted model, not a curated record
GUUAUUUCCAGUUUCACCAUUGUUGGGCCCUCCUCAUCAUUGCUGGAGAUGAGCUGGGGUCAGGCAGCUGAGCAGAGGGUCUGUGCAUGCCUGUGCUCUGAGCAGUUGUCUCCAUGCUGGCCUCUGUGGGGCCCUGUGUGGAAGGUCAGUUUUGGAGGCUGUCCAGGAGAAGGACCAUGACUCUGUGGAUCCAGUGGCCCACGCGCCCCAGCAUGGAGUGUCUGUGACAACUAUUCUAGCCGCACCCCUGGGCUGGGAGGUGGCCCUUGGUUGGCUCAGCCUCUCUGCACCUCACCCACCUAGAUCCCAAGUGUCCUGGGCUGGUGCAGGGGGAACUGCAUCCACCCAGGCUGGUGCUGGGGUCAGCAUGUUCCAUGGAUCACGUUUGGCAUGGACUGAAAUGCUAGCUCAGGGAGCGGAGUGCCAUGUGUCCAUCUGGGGAGCACGGCACCGCAUGCGUUGUGAGACUUGUGCGUUCUUGUCUCGGUUACUUGUUCGAGGUUCUGGGGGUGGCUGGAAGGGAGCGUUAUGGGGUCACACACACAGAACGCUUUCUGUCAUGCCAAAAUGUAGCUAAACGUUUGUAACUUCCACCUGGGAAUAAAUAGCAAACGUCAGCCUUUUGCAAAAGCUCUAACUCCAGUCUCCUGUGCAGCAAGGACUGUGCUCUGGGGGGCUAUGAGAGAGACUGUGUCUAUGGAGUUGUGUAUCCAUGGGAGGGUUUCUGUGGUUCUGUAGACUCUGAAGACAACUCCCUUUGUAAACCCUGUGAUACAGCAGGGCCAGGGAGUAGUGGGAGAGUGGUCUAGCAGAGAUGUAUAAUCCCUCGGCGUGGCUCCCUGUAGACUAGGGAAGGUUGCUACAGGUUAAUUGGAGCACCUGUAGCCAAUUAAGGCCCUGUCAGGAACCUAAUAAAAACCCCCUCCUUCGGGCAGACAGGGUGGAGCGAGGAAGGAGAGAGGACUGGAGUUUGGAAGUGUGUUGCUGAGAAUUGAAAGACCAGAGAACCGGAGGAAGGGAGGCGUCAAGGACCAAGGGGAUCCCUACCCAAGGGGGAAGAGGGCACUCAUCAGAGCCUCGAGCAGUGAGCACCGAGCUGGAGCCAUGGAGACUGUGGCGCGCUAUAUGCUUGUUUCUAGUGUGAUACAGAACUGCUACUUGAGGAGCAGCCAGUGCAGUGCGGAACUGGAUGGAGAAGUGAACACCUGGGAUGAGGGAGUUGGAAAUACCCCAGCCUCUGUCACCAGCCUCCUGCAGCUCAGACAGGCUGAUGCCAGAGGAGAGGGGCUCUCUGCCAAGGUCCCCCUGGUAAAAGCAAGUGAGGCAGUUCACACAAGGGGAACCAGCUUCCUCUCACGUCCUGGGCCCAACCUGGAUUCAGGAGCCUCCUUUAUUUCCGCCACCUCGGGGAGGGCCCUGCCUGCAGGAGAGGUUUCUGCCCUGGCGUUGCCCUUGGAACAGGAAGGUGAAGGAAGUGGCACUGCAGCCCCAGCAGGGAGCGCUGCCCAGGGGCCACCUGGAGAUAUCGAGCAUCCCUCAGGGAUGUGGGGCAAGGAAAUCCCCGCUCGCCACAGGAGCAAAGCGUAUUCUCGGCCUGCUGGAAACGCUACAGGGAUGGUACGAUUGCCCACCCAAAGGAAAGAUGACAAUGCCACCUGGCCUCCCGUCACGACAGCAAGGCAGAAAUCUCCACCUGCUUCCAACUGGCUCCCCGUCCUGGAGAAGCAUGACAUCCCGGUGGUUGUGGGGGUCUCCGUGUCUCUGGCUUUGAUAUUCAUUUCCAUGGGGGUGUAUUCAUUCCGCCAGAAAAUAGAGCACGCCAAAGGCAACAGUAUCUCUGCUCAAAAAUCCUCUAAUUCUCGGAGAAGGAGAAAUUACUUGGACGUGGAUGAGGCAUACGAGAACAGGGCAUUCGAAGUUGAAUGCACUGUCGACGCUAUUGGGCAGAAUCCGUACGACAGCAGCACGUCCCCCCGCCUUCUGCAUUCCGACCCCACGCUCCCUGCAGAGGCGGCUGGGCACCGAGAGGAACCUCCGGGUGUUGCUGCUGGCAAGGCUCUGCAGACAGCACAGGCCAGGGCAGCGGAAUUGCUGGGCGGGAGCACGGCUCCAGUUGUGUUCUCUGCUCCUUGCGACGUGCAUGCUGCGUCAUACCAGGACUCCCCAGUGUCCCUGCAGCGUGAGUCUGCUCCUCAGGAGAAACACCCAAGCCCUCACAAAGCUCCACCCUCUCAUGUGCCCGCGGAGUUGAAGAGUGCCAGGCCCGGUGAGCCUGGUGCAAGGGCCCCUGGCAUGUGCUCUGCAACCUCUCCGUCUCUCCAGCACAUUGGCACCACGCUGUAUUUCCACGGGCCUGAGCCACUGCUCCGGAGCAUCGUACCGCUUGGGAGGAACGCCAGUGGGAAUCAUGGCCAAGUUACUGCAGCCCCUUUGGCGGGGAUGGUGGAGUGUUCCCCUCCCGGAGCUCAGUCCAGCUCUGAAACAGUCGUGAUGUCUGUUACAGUGGAAAUACACCUGUAUCCUUGCAGCCCAGAGAUGUCCUCAGCCCCAGCAACCACUCAGACUGUCUCCGAUUCAUCUCAUCCAGAGGCAGCAGGGGCAGCAUCUCAGCAGCCAGCUUCGCUGGUAGGCCCUGGGCCCAGGAGUUUUUUGUGACUGGAUUAAAACUGACCCAGUGAAGUCUUGAAGAGAACAAAAUAACUCUUCUCUGGCAGAGUGAGGCCAGGAGCAGCCGCGUGCCCUGAUGAUUGGUGCUCCUAAGUGGAUCAGAAUAUUCUACUAUGUAUAUGAAUGUUUGUUCUUACCAUGGCCUCCGUUUCUUUGGUCCUCCUCAUCUGCUUCUGUCUCUAGCUUUUUGAGUCGCUCUCCUCUGUGCUGCAUCAGCCACAAACCCCCCAGCUGCAGAAUGUCUAGCCAUAAAAUAGCAAGAAGGCGCUCCAAGUCAUCAAAUCCCUUGGCACUGUGUGUCGGUAGAGUCACAAUUAGGGCUUGGGACACUCUUGGCUUGGAGAAUGAAUUGAGGACAGUUACAAGACCAUUGUUUUACUGUGCAGAUUGCAAAGCCCUGUGUCCUGGGAGCAUCCAGGGAAGGAUACAGCGAGAUCAUGGGCAAACACUGCAGCACCAUGUGCCUGUAGCAGAAUAAGUCCCGUUCUGACGGAACGGAAGACGUGCAAUGAACCCUACAGGAAGUAUUUUGUGUGUCUGGCAUGGAGAUGUGUGACAUUGUGACUGACUGGAUAUCUCAUUCUGUGAUGUGGACACAGAACCCUGCUGGGGGAGAUUAACAUCGGGGUAGAUGUUAUGCUAGAGAGACGCUGUGAAAGAAUGUAAGCGCUGUGUUGUCAGCAUCUGGAGCUUUAAAAUAAACCCAUGGUGACAUGGAUGAAAUGUCAGUAUGCGGUCAGUUCAUCAUCAGCAACGAACACAACAGCAGCUGUGGUGUGAGCAGGCUGCACGGCAGAGAGGGGGCUGUAUGCA